AUGGAGGCGAAGGCGGUGUCCGCGCUGGGUAUAGCCGGCGCGUGCUCGGUGUCGGCGGAGGAGACCGAAAAGUGGAUGGAGGAGGCGAUGAACAUGGCCAAAGAAGCUCUUGAAAACGUUGAAGUUCCUGUUGGCUGCCUUAUGGUCUACAACAAUGAAGUUGUGGGGAAGGGAAGAAAUGAAGUUAAUCAAACCAAAAAUGCUACUCGACAUGCAGAAAUGGUGGCCAUCGAUCAGGUCCUAGACUGGUGUCGUCGAAGUGGCAAGAGUCCUUCUGAAGUAUUUGAACACACCGUGUUAUAUGUCACCGUGGAGCCAUGUAUUAUGUGUGCAGCUGCUCUCCGCCUGAUGAAAAUCCCGCUAGUUGUUUAUGGCUGUCAGAAUGAACGAUUUGGUGGUUGUGGCUCUGUUCUAAAUAUUGCCUCUGCUGAAUUACCAAAUACUGGGAGACCAUUUCAGUGCAUUCCUGGAUAUCGGGCUGAGGAAGCAGUGGAAAUGUUAAAGACCUUCUACAAACAAGAAAAUCCAAAUGCACCAAGAUCAAAAGUUCGGAAAAAGGAAUGUCAGAAAUCUUGAACUCAUUCCGAUGAAAGAUUCAUGCCCCAAAGUGACCUGGACAAAAUUCUUGGAUUCAAAGCUGUUGACAUCUUUGAAUAAUAUGUUUAUACAUUGUUAAUCUGUGGGAAAUCUGUCUCUCAUCCUUUGCUCUGUUAAGGGAACAAAUUAGCACUUUUUAGAAGUCUGAUCAUUAUAAACAACUAUUAGCUUUUCCACAGGCUGAAAGGACAUUUUAAGAAGGGGAAAAAAUUAAGGUUUGAGGUUUGAGAAAUUAGCAAGUAGUGCAUGCCUUUCCAGCCACAACAUUAUGCUCAGUCCAGGAAAAUGCCAACCUUCCAGAGAAUGUGCAUCCAGACCCAGGUGCCUGGUGUGUGUCUGGAUAGAGCAUGCCACACUGCAGGCAUGUUCUCCAGGACUGGCAUUUCAGAGUUGGAUUCUUCAGUUUUUGCAGCUACUCUGUUCUUCCAGGGAACAGGGGGCCUGUGACUUCUUUUUUAAUUGUAUAUGACUUGUAUAUAUAUAGACUAUGAUUACAUGGUCCACAGAACAGAUUUCUUGCUUUUAUAAAGCAUUUAGAGAAAAAUACAUACUUUUCAAACAAGUACUUAAGUGUCAUUUUUAAAUUAUAGCAUAUUGCUAUAAUAAAAUCUUAUUUAUGCCUUCUUUGAAGAUGAAUAAUAGUCUUAAAAGAAGAAAACAAUGGGACAAUUCCUUGUUAUCUAGUAAUUAUACUGUGCUGGAAUCCAUUUGUUGCCUGGAUCAGUGGACAAAACAAAGAAUCCUGCCCUCAUGGAGCUUAUCUUCUAGCAAAGGGAGACAGGUCAUAAAUAUAAUAGAUUAUACAGUUUAUUGGAGGCUGGUAAGAGUGAUGGUAAAAAGAAAAAGGAGCACAGGGUAAAGAGGAUGAGUCAGCCAGUUUGUGGUGGGAGUGUUGGUAGCAGAAUUAAAUAGAAUGGUCGAUUUAAUCUGAAGUUGAAUAGUUAUUUCUUUUUUAAAAAAAACAGGUAAAUUAAACAUUUUAAAUCUAAAAUUUAAAACUGUGAACACAACACUGGAAAGGGUAUCCACAGCAGAAUGGCCCAGAUGGUCACCCCCCUGACUGCAGUAAGGGUUGGCUCUGAUAAAGGGGGCAGCUUUGCAGAGCUACGCUGUGCGCACUGUGCAUUGUGCCCAGAAGGGGGCCUCGCUGUUCCACCAGAAGCCCAGCUCCAAGACUUGGAGGGCAGCUCCUCAGUUGCAUUUCUUCAGUGGAUUCAUUUCCUUGAUGCAAAGCAUCUGUAUUUGUUGGUUCUGCCAUUUGAGCGAUGUCUCUGACUUGUUUGUUUUGAAUUACAUUACCGGCUGGAAUGUAAUUGUGGUGAAAGUAUUUUUAUAUUGCUGAGAGUAGCAGGUAAUCACAGUUACAUGCUUCAGAGGAUUUAUAAUUGCUUGGUUUUGUCAUGUGUGUUUUUAACUACAUUUGAACAGAUUCAUGGGGAAGAAUAUGCAUGAUUUUAAAUCUAUUAGUACAUGCACCUCUUCAAUUUCAUCUACUUUAAAAAAUAUUAAAUUUUAGUGCUUUGA
Molecule: messenger RNA, 2121 nt
Organism: Galeopterus variegatus (Sunda flying lemur)
Lineage: Eukaryota; Metazoa; Chordata; Mammalia; Dermoptera; Cynocephalidae
Gene: ADAT2
Product: adenosine deaminase, tRNA-specific 2
Exons: 6
Coding region: 1-576 (191 amino acids)
Biological process (GO): tRNA wobble adenosine to inosine editing
Cellular component (GO): nucleus; cytoplasm
Molecular function (GO): tRNA-specific adenosine-34 deaminase activity; zinc ion binding
Source: RefSeq, a predicted model, not a curated record